Molecule: messenger RNA, 1125 nt
Organism: Aspergillus candidus
Lineage: Eukaryota; Fungi; Ascomycota; Eurotiomycetes; Eurotiales; Aspergillaceae
Exons: 4
Coding region: 1-1125 (374 amino acids)
Source: RefSeq, a predicted model, not a curated record
AUGAUCGAAUCCCUCCUAAUCAAAUGCCACAACGCAAUCUGGUCCCUCCUCCACGCCAUCAUCCUCGACAUCCCCCCAACCAGACUUCCCCUCUUCCCCGCCCUAGCAGGCUCAGUCUGGUUCUUGACGCUCGCGUCUUUGCUCCUCACGUGGAUCGCCCGUGGCAUGCCGCGGUAUCCGGGGCAGAGUAAUCCGCAUGUCGCGUUUAUCUCGGAUAUUGCGUCCUUUGAGCUCAAACCGCUGUUUCUUAUUGGAACUUCCAUGACUGCUGUCGGGUUCUUACUGACUGUCGCUGCUGUCCACGUCGUUUACUAUGAGCCGGGGUUUGCCCUGGCGCGGGCGAGAGCGAGAGCGAGAGCGAGAGAUACCCCCGUGCUAUCUCCCCAGCUUGAGAGGGCCCUAAGCAACGAUGCCCAUGCCCCCUCCAUAACCACCUGCUCUUCAACACGCACCCAGUCUAUCGGCAUCCCCGAAGAGGGGCCCCAAGAAUUCGAAGAAAGAGAAGAUGACCCCACAACCCGCACCCUAAAACUCAUCUCCCUCCUCGCCAUCCUCGCAGCCAGCACAGCCAGCACCGCGCUCAUCCUCCUCGGCGUGAUGGACACCUUCCGUUACAAGACGCUGCACCACUUCUUCCUCCGACUGUGUUUCGCCGGUCUGGCGAUUCAAUCUACCUGUACGGCUAUUGUGUAUGCUGAUGAGGUGCUUGAUUUUGUUGCUUACCUGUGUCAUGGGGCACGGUGGCAGAGUUAUACCGGAAAGAGGAAUCCGAGGGUUAGGGUUUUUGCCUCCCUCUCAACGGCACUCAUCCUCGUCGAGCUCACCCUCGGCGUCGUCUUCCUCUCGCUGAUCGUCCCUGACGACGCACAGUAUCGCACGGCUGGAAUCCUAGAGUGGGUGAUUGCCUUCCUCGGCACGGUUUACCUGUGGUUGUUUUGUGGGUUUUUGGAUAGUGCAACCCUCGAAACCCUCGUCCCGAGCGCUCUUUACAUUUCCCCCGAGCAGGGGAGAUUGUCUAUACCAGGCGAAGGGGGGUUGGCUGGGUCUGUUGAAGGGCAGGGAAAUAGAGUAGAGGGUGAGAGGGCGCCGCUGCUCCAUCCCGCCGUGAAUAGAAAAUAUACGUGA